Messenger RNA from Dracunculus medinensis (Guinea worm), 1560 nucleotides. NCBI's taxonomy places the organism in Eukaryota, Metazoa, Nematoda, Chromadorea, Rhabditida, Dracunculidae. The record is from the annotation of a GenBank genome assembly.
AUGAGACUGGUGGGUCUUAACGGUCCUUCGAGACGAGCGCCAGAAAUCGAAUUAUACAAAACUGGGCUCGGAUGUAAAUCGUGGAUGGAUUGCACUCUUUAUAAUGAUUCAGUUUGCAAUUUAAAUACGAAACUAUGUGAUUUGCAUAGUGGCAAUGAAAUACACGAUUUUUUUCUCACUUUUCUCGCAUCAAAUGGCACCAUUGAUAUUCCUAAUUUAGAUGAGAAUUCGACAACACUUCUCAGUAAUAAUUCUCAUGGAAGUAUCGUUGAUAGCGAUAUUAAUAAUGAUGUUAAAGCUAAAGUUGGAAGAAAUUUGAAGUUUUUAGCUAAAGCUGUAAGAUUGCAACGCUGCUUAAGAGAAAAUGGAGUUGUGAACUGGAAGAAUUGGCGCAACAGUAUGCAGAUUCCAACACAGAUACCUGUACAAUGUCGCGAAAACAUAAUAUUCAUGUGCCAUUCGAAACGGGUCGAAAUACUUUUAAGACUAGAACCACCAAAAGAUCCACUACAGCCAGAAGUGAAAAUAUUUUCUAACACUACAAAUAAAAUGGAAUUAGAUUCAUGCAAAACUCAAAUCAUUUAUAUUUGUAUAUGCUUGAAAUGUAAUGAUUUUCUGUUAGAUCGUUGGUUCGAUGAAGCACUCGGUUUUUGGACGAAUGAAACCAAAGAAAGUUAUGAGCUUGCACAGAUUUUAUAUGGAAAAACUUUGUUGAUCGGCUGUGGUAUUCGUAAAUGUCCGAGGACGGAGGUGCUUGUCGUUUGCCAGUAUUGGCCCAAAGCGAUACCUGGUUCGUUAUAUCGACAAGGUUCAUCUUGCGAGACAAAGGAUUGUUGCAAUACUUAUAACCAAUCAUCCUGUAGAUCUGAGAUAGGUUUGUGCCAGAUUCCUAGCGAUUUCGCAUUCCCUGAUCCUCUUCAUGCAGUAAAACUUCAGGCUACUCAUAUAACAGCGACUCGAUUACCGACAGAUGAUUGCAUUGGCACAAAGCUUCCUAGCACUUACCCAUUCCAAUUCAAAAAGAAACAUAAGGAAUAUCGAAAAAAUGCAAGUGGCAUCAUCAGUCUUCGCAAUUUCGAACAUUAUGAAGAAGAAUUUCUUUUUCAAUUGGAUUGGAACUGUGAAUUGGAAAAAAAAGCUCAAACUGAAGCUGAAAAAUGUGCUGAGCCUCCUCGCGAUGCCAAAUAUAAAUAUCAUAGAACGAUAAUCCAUAAUUUCGAAUUUGGCGAUUUGACUAAAUUUCUCGAUCGCAAAAUUGAUAAUGCAAUCAGUCGUUGGUGGGGAAAUGUAGUGAAUAAUGAUAAUGUCGAUGUGAUUACCACAGAAAUGGGUUGUGGCAUCGCAACAUGUGUCGAUGAGAGUCUUCAAAUGGUACUUGAUAUAGUCUGCCACUAUUGGCCGAUAAGCGAUCCAAACGAACUCUAUAGUUAUGCCAUCAGUUGCGCACGAAAUAGAGAUUGUAAUUCGUUGCCUAAUUCAUUCUGUGAUACUGAUUUGGAGAUAUGCGUGGAAGCUGAGCAUAAAGCAAAAUUUUCGGUGAGCAAUUAUCGCAGGAAAUAA